GCUGAAUUCAUUUCAUUUUAACUUCAGUAUCUUCAGUUUCCACAGAGAACUAGAACCUUCAGAACUUAUCAGUUUAAGAUGGAAAGUAUCCAAUACCUGCAGACGACUGCCAAGAAUACUGGACUAUAUGUCACAACUUCAGUUUUAUGUAUUCACAAUUUCCUUUUGGGAUUCUGUUUUGUCUACGCUGGCGUCACCAUGCCAUAUCAUCAGACUGGAAGUUUUGGAUAUAUUCUUAUGACAGAGGAUCAAAUAACAUGGUAUAUUAGCUUGAAUGUUUUGAUGAUACUGGUGGGAGCUCUUGUGAGUAGUCCUCUUAGUGAAUGGUUAGGAAGGAAGCGUGGAUUGAUCCUGGCUCACGUCCUGCAUAUUGGAUCUUGUAUAAUCAUGUUGUUUGGGUAUUCCUACUCAAUUCUUCUUGUCGGCUGGUUAAUCAAUGGUUUCUCAGCUGGUGUAGGAGUGAUCCUACCCUAUACUCUAGCAAGCGAAAUAUCUACUAUAAAACUAAGAGGAGUUCUUGCAAAUUUGAACAAUCUCUGUCAAAAUUAUGGAAUGUUGCUUCUGUAUGGAAUGAAUAUGAUAAUACCACCACAAUAUUUAUUAUUCCACGGUAUUACUCUUUCUCUGCUCUUCCUUCUCUGCUCUCCUUUCAUCGUUUAUUCUCCACACUGGCUUGUCAGGCACGGAAAGGUGGAUGAAGCUGAAAAAAUGUUGAGGGUACUGAGAGGACCUGACUAUGUUGGAAUAAAACAUGAGCUCAAAGAGGUUUUGGCAGUUACUGAUGAAAACUCAAAUAACAAGUCCUGCAUGAAACGUUGGACUUCACGCCAGUUUCUAAUACCCUUGGGUAUUAUAAUGACCAUGUUUGGAUCAAUUGGACUGUGUGGAAUAGAUGCACCCAUAAACUUGUAUGGACCAAGUAUGUUUGCUGAAUUUGGAUUUACUAUUCCAUUCCAGAUCCUCAUGCUUUUCAUCCCCACUGGAUCUGCAGUUGGUUAUACAGCUAGUGUUUUUAUUGCAAAAAAGCUGAAGAAGAAGAAUCAGUUUAUUUUGGCUGCUAGCAUCAUGGCCUUUUCAGCAGGCUUGAUAUCGUUGUCCUAUUACCUGAAGGAUCUUUCUCAAGCGGAGAGUUUUUACAAACUAUGUUCUCAGAUCCUAUUUUCGAUUGGAGUGUUUGGUCUGAUGUCAGGAUAUGGAGCUGGAUAUGGUAGUGUAACCUAUACUAUCCCUGGAGAGCUACUAGCUCCUGAAGAUAAGAGUAUUGGAGGAGCUUCUGCAGAAUCAACAAGAAUGAUUGUCACAGCCAUAGUAUUAAAGGUUUAUCCAGAUAUUCUUGAUGUCAUUGGAACUCCAAUCAUGUUCAUGGGUCAUGCUCUUGCAAUCAUUCUUGCUGGGUUGUUUGUAUUCAAGUUUCUGCCAGAUACAGAUGAUAAGAGUAUAUCGGAGAUCCAAGCUCUGUUUAAGAAGAAGGAUAAAGAACUGGUUUAAUACUCAACUUAACUUGGUAAAUUGGAUGAAUUGUGAGCUGCCAACAUUUUAAUUUGGAUUUAUUUUUUCUUUAAUGAUUAAAAUCAUGAAUUGAAAAUAUAGAUUUGAAAAAAAUUAUCA
Molecule: messenger RNA, 1608 nt
Organism: Eurytemora carolleeae
Lineage: Eukaryota; Metazoa; Arthropoda; Copepoda; Calanoida; Temoridae
Product: facilitated trehalose transporter Tret1
Exons: 19
Coding region: 79-1488 (469 amino acids)
Biological process (GO): transmembrane transport
Cellular component (GO): membrane
Molecular function (GO): transmembrane transporter activity
Source: RefSeq, a predicted model, not a curated record